Messenger RNA from Zygosaccharomyces rouxii, 1587 nucleotides. RefSeq lists its product as uncharacterized. Bases 1 to 1587 code for a protein of 528 amino acids. The transcript has a single exon. Gene Ontology annotation, biological process: protein monoubiquitination; protein polyubiquitination. Lineage: Eukaryota; Fungi; Ascomycota; Saccharomycetes; Saccharomycetales; Saccharomycetaceae. Gene Ontology annotation, molecular function: ubiquitin-ubiquitin ligase activity. Gene Ontology annotation, cellular component: ubiquitin ligase complex. The record is from RefSeq and is a predicted model, not a curated record.
AUGUGCACAAUGGAGAUGCCCUGUGAAUAUGAAUUUGAUGAUUCUUUAGCAUUUACCGGUGAGAAGCACAAGUCAAGUUUAACAAGUUGGAAUCCAAAACAAGUUGAUGGCGGUACUCUUAUUGAUGGAGAUUGGAAGGGUAUUUCCAUUGAAGAUGCCAGGAACUUGCCUGUUACUGACAACCCUUCUUUGGUUUUAAAAGUCCGUCUGAUCCAAGAUUCUGGCAGUUCCAAGAUUCAGAGAAUUUUAAAUGAAUAUACCAACGGUGACAUCGUACAUGGGUUCUUAGAGCUAAAAAACGUUUCUUCUGAACCCGUUAAAUUCGAUGCAUUUUAUUUGAGCCUGGAAGGCCACAUGGUGGUUACUGAUUCACAAAGCAGGUCUAGAAAAACCAAAAGUAUUCUCAAGAUGGAUGAUGAUGAAGUACUUGAAAAUAAGCAAGGUGAUGACAUUGGAUUACCUUCAGACAGAAUUUUGAGGUCACAUACCAACUACAAAAAGGAGUUUGUAUUCAAAAUCCCAGGGCAGUUGCUAGAACCAGUUUGUCAGCAUGGGAUUCUUCAACAUUACGAUUUACCUCCCAGUUUAGGACUUGAUAAGCAUCAUCAGAAGUUAAAAUACCAAAAUUUGAAAAUUGAUAAGAUACUUGGCUAUACAAGGGCUAACGAAAUCGGAUCUCCCAUUUGGCCCUUGGACCAGGCUGAAGAUUUAUCCAUUGAUUAUUCUAUUGAGACUAUCCUCGUGGGGGACAAUGCACAAAAGGAUGGACAUUGCAUUAUAAAGCAAUUUGAGCAUUUCAUCAGAAUAAUCCCAUCAAGUAUAUGCUCUCCGUCUUCGGAAGGACCUCGAUUUGUAGUACGCCAACUGCCUUACAGAGUAGUGAGCCAACCAACUUUUUUGAAGAGGCUGCUCCAUCUAUUUGUCUCUUCAAGGGCAACAUUGGAUAAAUCUGGGAUUAUUGUACUGACUGCACCGGUCCCUCAGAGAGCCCUCUCUUAUCAUUCCCCACAACUAAUUACCAACCAAAAUUCCCUUGAUUUCAAAAACAGCGACGAACGGCAGAAUAGGUCGAGAAUUCAGGAUAUGAUUCCGCCAGAUCAACACGAUCCUCUGAAGAGGCUAUGCGUUAAUAUCCGUUAUAUCUCCAAGGACAAUCAGGUUCCACCAAAGUUACAUUCUUUAGACGUCGAACUCAUAAGCCUUACUGGCAAAUCUAGUGAACAUAUACCUUCGAGACUGAGCUAUGAUAUGCUGCUAGAUCAGGACAAAUUAGAUCAUUUGAGAAAGAAAUCACCUGAAUUUGCCGCCUUAGACGUCAACAUUGCUGCACUACCUGACGCAUUUAGAGCUCAGAAGCGCAAGAAGUUGUCCUCACGAGAUAGAUGGUUCUUUAAUGGUUUAGAAUACGAGCAAGAUGUAGAACUCGAUUUGGAAUAUUCCAAAAAUUUUAGCAAGACGCUGAUACCUAGUUUCACCAGUUGCAUGUGUUUCCGUCGCUACUGCAUUCGUGUCAGCAUGCUUUUCGAUGAUCGCAUAAAUCGGCCCCAUUUAAAUAUUCCUAUUGAUGUAAGGAAUACAUUCAUCUAG